GAUGAUAUCGGUUUCCUAUAAAAGCGGUCUCUAGGCGCGGUUUAUACUCAGUUUAAGGCAACUGUUUGAUAAAAAUGCAAGCCAUGAAAGUGAUCUUCGUUCUGAGCCUGACCCUGGCCGUUGCUGUCGAUGCCAGGUCGGCGCUGGGUGCCCCAAAACCCCUGGAGGGCGCUGAUUUAUCCGCGGCUAAGGACCUAUUGACCACUACGCUCACCAAAGUGGCAGCAGGGGAUGGUCCCAGCUAUCAGGUUGUAAACGUGAUCUCGGUCAGUAGCCAAUUAGUGGCUGGGUCUCUACACAAAUUCCAGACGGAGCUGUCCAACGGAUCGGACAACAAGGAGUGCAUCGUUAAGAUUUGGAACAGACCAUGGUUGGCGGCAAAGGGCAUCUCCACCAAUGUUAAGAUUCAGUGCAAGGAUGAACCUGAAAUCGACACAACCUGGUAAACCAAGUUUCCUUAUCUUACGUCAGUUAAUUGUGAUCUAAUAAAAAGUGCGAGCAUUAAAA
Molecule: messenger RNA, 507 nt
Organism: Drosophila rhopaloa
Lineage: Eukaryota; Metazoa; Arthropoda; Insecta; Diptera; Drosophilidae
Product: cystatin-like protein
Exons: 3
Coding region: 75-446 (123 amino acids)
Molecular function (GO): cysteine-type endopeptidase inhibitor activity
Source: RefSeq, a predicted model, not a curated record